UUGUUUUUACAUCUACACAAUAAUUCCGAAAGAGUCGUUCUAUCCUUUCCUUCUCCAUCCAAUUAACUGUUACGUCUUCUCACCACCAGUUCCACAAUUCAUAUAAAAGGCCAACCGCGUAAACCGUUCGAAAGUUUUAUAGAAACACAAUAAAAGUUACAAGUUUCUUCAUUUUGCAUCAUUCUAAGGGGGCUGCGUGCGAGUCCAGGUGAUUGAAUUAUCGAUUCAAAAACCCUGCCUCUAGGAAGAUUGUUAACUUUUUCAUACCGUAAGGGUUGAGGGGUGAGAGGCAUUGUGCGGUCAUAUGAUCAGGAUUAUUGCGUAAACGGUUGAAGGUUGACUCUAAGCUAAGGGAAUACUUAUAGGUGAUGUCGUUUUUUCCAAGAAGGCAUGGCGAGUGAAACAGUUGCUACGAAACCGUACCUAUGCAAUAAAAUCAAUCAAGGGGUAAUAAAUACAAGCUGAUUUUUCUUUAUCUAUCGGAGAUUUCAUUAAUGCCAUAAGGAUCCAUAAUCCCCACUUUUUUCUUUUCAUAUGAAGAAGAUACCAAUUUCUGAACUGAAUGGUCGGAUAUGUUUUGUAUUUCAAUAUUCGUAAAGCACUGUUUAGUACUGGUGAAUGGUAAUGCAUAUAAUGAGCAGUAAGAUAACAAAUAAAAUUUCCGUGUGUAUUAGAAGAAUGAAACAAUCGCUUCAGGAACCUAUAUGCAACAAUUUGACAUUUUGUAUACAACCACUCAAUAAGAAAUUUUCUUCAAUUCGAGCUUUAAAGGCGGUCGAAUAGGACGUUCAUCCUAUUGCACGAAAUGAAUUUGAAAAUUUAUUUCAUCCUUUCACUUUCGUUGAUUUCAUUAUUGAAUUUUGCGAGAUCUAUGAAGGAGAGUUGGCUGUUGAGGAGAUAUAAACAGGUUUUUCCAGAAACGGUCUGGCACUUUGUACGCAGAGAUUGGAAAAAACAUCAUGAGGAUGUCCAUAGAGCACAAAUGCCCGAAUUGUAUAGACUCUUCAUCGAUGGAUGGAUACCAAAAAAAAAAUGGCAAAAAAAAAAUAGGGAUCAAUUGGGUGAGCUAUGGGGAUCGUUAACACGAAAGUUGAAUAACGAAAUGACGCAAAGACGCCGGAUGAUGGAGUAUCGAAGGUCACCAAGGAAAACCAAGAAAUCCGAAAAUAAUGCACAUUGAAUAAUUUUUUGCAUUAUCAUGUACCGAAUUGAAAGGAGAGAAACUUCUGAGGAAUAAAAUAAUUAUUGUAAUGUCAUUCUAAAUAAAUAUAUAUUGUUAAA
Messenger RNA from Coccinella septempunctata (seven-spotted ladybird), 1281 nucleotides. RefSeq lists its product as uncharacterized. Bases 806 to 1180 code for a protein of 124 amino acids. The transcript is spliced from 3 exons. NCBI's taxonomy places the organism in Eukaryota, Metazoa, Arthropoda, Insecta, Coleoptera, Coccinellidae. The record is from RefSeq and is a predicted model, not a curated record.